UCUCCCUCCCUUCCUCGCCGCUGCAGUCACCGCUUCGGCGAAGGCGAGCGAGGCUGAAAAGAGAGCCCCAAAGCUGGGUGUAAAAGCAGAGAAGUGACACCCCCUCCCCCCUCCACCGCGGUGGUGUGUUGAGCGUUCCUCGCCCCCGCACGGCAACCCACCGACUCCCACUUGCUGUAUCUCUGUCCACGUCGCCUGGAUUCGAUCAUCCGAACGGCACCAUGGGAAAUGAAGCCAGUUACCCCCUGGAGAUGUGCUCGCAUUUCGAUGCUGAUGAGAUUAAGCGGCUGGGGAAACGCUUUAAGAAACUAGACCUCGAUAACUCGGGCUCGCUCAGCGUGGAGGAGUUCAUGUCGCUGCCGGAACUGCAACAGAACCCUCUGGUGCAGAGGGUCAUCGACAUAUUCGACACUGACGGCAACGGGGAAGUGGACUUUAAAGAGUUCAUCGAGGGCGUGUCGCAGUUCAGCGUCAAAGGCGACAAGGAACAGAAACUUCGAUUCGCCUUCCGAAUCUACGACAUGGACAAGGACGGCUACAUCUCCAACGGCGAGCUCUUCCAGGUUUUGAAGAUGAUGGUGGGAAACAACCUGAAGGACACGCAGCUCCAGCAGAUUGUGGACAAGACCAUCAUCAACGCCGACAAGGACGGCGACGGCAGGAUAUCCUUUGAAGAAUUCUGCGCCGUGGUCGGCGGUCUGGAUAUACACAAAAAGAUGGUGGUGGACGUGUGAGCGCUCCCUGUCGUCGUCUUCUUCUUCCUCCUCCUUCUCCUCGUCCCCCCUCCAGUCGCUUUCUCCUCCAUCUCUGAAGAUCUGCUCAACUAGAAAAAAAAAACAACACGCUCCGGAUUCCAUCAGUGGAAGAAUUAUCUUUUUUUUUUUUUUUUUUUGCCCUGCGACUGGGAAUAGCCUUGCUAAAGUGUUAAGUGAAGAGCAAGUGCUACUACCGGUCACUUUUUU
Doryrhamphus excisus (bluestripe pipefish) is the source of this 962-nucleotide messenger RNA. It is a transcript of the gene ppp3r1a, whose product is annotated as protein phosphatase 3, regulatory subunit B, alpha a. Gene Ontology annotation, molecular function: calcium ion binding. The record is from RefSeq and is a predicted model, not a curated record. Lineage: Eukaryota; Metazoa; Chordata; Actinopteri; Syngnathiformes; Syngnathidae.